AUGGGCCCGAGCACCCUGGAGUUGGGCCGCGUCUGCCUCUUGGGCCUUGGCGAAGGAAAACCAAGUCCCGGUCCAUCAGCGGCAUCACCGGCAGUGGCAUCAGGUGUGCUGCUCACACUCUACAUCUCCGUCGCGCUCGCCACAUACAUCCUCGACAUGAUCAUCGUGCAGAGGCAGGCCAGCUUCUCGCGCGCCGCCUACGCCGCGUCGGCAACCGGGCUCCUCGUCCUGCUCUUCCUCCCCCUCGCCGUCGUCGUCAGGCAAGAGUACCGGAUCAAAAAGGAGCUCGAGGACACUCCGAGUCACGCGCCCGCCGUGAUGGUGACGGUCGUUGAGAAAUCCACCGCCAUGCCAUUGGCCGAGCCAGCGAGCACCACUACUACCGAUACGCCACCGGCUUCCUCUUGCCUGGGCUCCUUCUUGCGGCACACGUUCAACCCGCCGGCGCACGGCGUGGACUACUCCAUCCCGCAGGCGCUGGGGCAGAUCGGGCUGUCGCUGGGCUACCCGCCCAAGAGCGUGGACGCCUUCGUCUCCCUCAUCAGCGUGUGGAACUACGCCGGCCGCGUCACCGCCGGGUACGCCUCCGAGGCGCUCCUGUCGCGGUACGGGUUCCCGCGGCCGCUGGCGCUCACGCUCGUCCUCCUCGCGUCCUGUGCCGGGCACCUCCUCAUCGCCUUCGGCGUCCCGUGCGCGCUCUACGCGGCGUCGGUGCUCAUCGGCUUCUGCUUCGGUGCGCAGUGGCCACUGCUGUACGCCGUCAUCUCCGAGCUGUUCGGGCUCAGGUGCUACCCCACGCUCUACAACCUGGGCGCCGUCGCCAGCCCCGUCGGCGCCUACGUGCUCAACGUGCGCAUCGCCGGCCGGCUCUACGACGACGAGGCCGCGAGGCAGCACGGCGGUGGAUCGCUGGGCGCCGCCGCUGGGGACAAGGCGUGCUUCGGUGUGGAGUGCUUCCGGACGUCGUUCCUCGUCAUCACGGCCGCCACGGUGGGCGGCGCGCUCGUGUCGCUGGUGCUCGUGUGGAGGACCAGGGACUUCUGCAGGGGUGACAUAUACGCCAAGUUCAGGGACGGAGUGGUGGUGAAGGAGUCGCUGGCUGAUGGUGGCCCGUCGGCGGCGGAGCAGCGGCCGAGCGAGGAGGGCAGUUGA
Miscanthus lutarioriparius is the source of this 1152-nucleotide messenger RNA. The record is from the annotation of a GenBank genome assembly. NCBI's taxonomy places the organism in Eukaryota, Viridiplantae, Streptophyta, Magnoliopsida, Poales, Poaceae.